This is a messenger RNA of Cucurbita maxima (winter squash), 2206 nucleotides long. RefSeq names its product glucan 1,3-beta-glucosidase A-like. The transcript is spliced from 10 exons. The record is from RefSeq and is a predicted model, not a curated record. NCBI's taxonomy places the organism in Eukaryota, Viridiplantae, Streptophyta, Magnoliopsida, Cucurbitales, Cucurbitaceae. Gene Ontology annotation, molecular function: actin filament binding; hydrolase activity, hydrolyzing O-glycosyl compounds. Gene Ontology annotation, cellular component: cytoplasm; actin cytoskeleton. The coding region runs from base 490 to 2082 and encodes 530 amino acids. Gene Ontology annotation, biological process: carbohydrate metabolic process; actin filament bundle assembly; establishment or maintenance of cell polarity.
UCAACCCCAUGAACGGGAAGAUUAAAAAUUGGAUGAAAAUCUUAGCCCCCACCAGUAAAAACUUGCAAUUCCUCAGGCGAAAUCUUCCCCUCUUUCCCUUUUGCGCUUUCUGCACGACCAUAACCACAUUUCUAGUGAUACCCUUUUUCAUUUCUUUAUUAUAGUCUACCAAAUUGUUCUUUUCUUCGUCUUCUAUUUCAAUGGGCUUGCUUCUGUCUCGAUCAUUCACAAGAUCUCGUCUAACCAUUAGUUUAAUGCGAUGAGAUUGACAAACCCUUUUCUGUCUUUAUGCUAGUUCGCCCAAUCUCAAUUUGGUAUUAUCUGAGAGAUACGGAAGGAAUAACUGAGAUUCUCCGACUCAAAUGCUGCUUUAGAUCGGAGCAACCCCUUCAUUCUUAGCUGCGUAUACUCGACUUCCCUUCUCAUCUCUUCUUCCUAAUGCUCACUAUAUUUUUGGGUUUGUGAUGCUUCCUCUGCUGGCAUUGCUUAAUGGAACUUGUUUUCACGAAAUGGGUAUCGGCGUUUUUUCUCUGCUGUUGUCUUAUCUCCUCUAAAGCAUUUUCAGUGGAGGGAAUUCUUGGGGACAAUAAAGUCAGAGGAGUGAACUUAGGAGGAUGGUUGGUGAUUGAAGGUUGGAUUAAACCUUCCCUUUUUGAAGGCAUCCCCAAUGGGGACAUGCUAGAUGGAAAUCAGGUUCAAUUGUGGUCCGUAACAUUGAAGAAGUUCGUUAGCGCUGAGAAUGGAGGAGGCACAGGUGUUGCAGUCGAUAGAGAUGUUGCAUCUUCAUGGGAAACCUUCAGGUUAUGGAGAGUUUCUGCAUCAGAAUUUCAAUUCCGUACUGUCCUCGGGCAGUUUCUAAAAUGUGAUGCCUUGGGAUGCUCUGCAACAGCUCAAUCGCCCAGGAACUCUGAAACUUUCUUUGUUGAAAGAAAAGACAAUAGAGUGCACCUAAAACUUAGGACUGGAGCCUAUCUACAGGCUAUGAUAACAAAUCAGCUGACAGCUGACUAUCCAGGGAAGCCAGGAUGGGAUGACAAUGCUGCCACUUUUGAAAUGAUUGUUUCAGGCAACCUGCAUGGAGAUUACCAGCUUGCAAAUGGCUAUGGAAAGGAUGAGGCAACUCGUGUUUAUCAGAGACAUAGAAACAAUUUUGUGACUAUAGACGACUUUAAAUUUUUGUAUAGACAUGGAAUAAACACAGUGAGAAUUCCUGUUGGUUGGUGGAUUGCUUUCGAUCCGGAUCCUCCUGCACCAUUUAUUGGUGGAUCCUUGGAAGCUCUAGACAAUGCAUUCUCAUGGGCACUAGCCUAUAACUUAAUGUGCAUAAUCGACCUUCAUGCUGCUCCCGGCUCCCAAAAUGGGAUGGAACAUAGCGCAAGUAAUGACGGUACAUUAGAAUGGCCCAAUUCUCCUGCUUACAUUUCUAAAACAUUGGAUGUUAUAGACUUCUUAGCUUCGAGGUAUGGAAAACAUCCAGCCUUGCUCGGAAUUGAACUUUUAAACGAACCGUCAGCAGAUUUAGUUCCAUUGGACACCUUGGUAUCAUAUUACAAACAAGGAUACAAUAUAGUCCGUAAAUACUCUUCAAAAGCUUAUGUAAUAAUUUGCCAAAGAAUUGGGAAAGCAGAUCCUAUGGAACUUUAUGAAGCUGACAUAGGAUCUCAUAAUUUAGUAGUGGAUUUGCAUUGCUACAAUCUGUUUGAUCCCUUCUUUGAUCACUUGAGCCCCUCGGAGAACAUAGAAAUCAUAUACAAGAACAGGCAAACUCAACUACAGGCCUUAAACAGUGCAAACGGUCCCCUAGUAUUCGUUGGAGAAUGGGUGAAUGAGUGGGAUGUGACAAAUGGGUCUCAGGCUGAUUAUCAAAACUUUGGGAGGGUCCAGCUAGAGGUUUAUAAUGCAGCUUCUUUUGGAUGGACUUAUUGGACCCUAAAGAAUGACAGGAAGCACUGGGAUUUUGAGUGGAACAUCAAGAACAAUUAUCUUCAAUUUGGUGAUUCACCCAUCAGGGCUGUUUUCGACUGUGGGUUGUGGGUUGCAUUAGCAUGUGCCUGGUUCCCUCACCUGCUGUUCAUGCUCUGAGUUGCAGCCCUUCAGGAUCGCACAUUACUAUUCAGGACCAACAACGUUUACGUUUCUUAUAAAUCUCAUCCUUUUUUCAUUUUUGUGGAUUAAACAGCAGAUUAAUAAAGCAAUCAUUGUAGCA